AUGGAUCCAUCCACCUCGAAUAUCCACACCCAGCCACUCCUCUCAUACUUGGUUACCCCGGGUAGCAACAGAAUCGGCUGUUUCGAUGCCGGCUACUCCACCGAACAAAUCUCCUGUAUUUGCGAUGCCCUAGCGAACGAAGUCGAUCGAUUGGCGUCUUUCGUCUGGUCCCUCCCAACACGCGAUGAAUACCGUCGUAACGAAUCGCUCCUCAAGGCACACGCCCUCAUCGCUUUUCAUCGGAUGAAUUAUAAAGAACUCUACCGCAUCAUCGAGCAGCACGUCUUUUCCCCUGAAAACCACCAACAAUUGCAAGAACUGUGGUUGAGGGCGCAUUAUAACGAGGCAGAAAAGCUGAGGGGUCGUGAAUUAGGGGCGGUCGGGAAAUAUCGUAUUCGAAGAAAAUUUCCGCUUCCACGAACAAUAUGGGAUGGCGAGGAGACGAGUUAUUGUUUUAGGGAGAAGUCUCGACAUGUCCUUCGAGACUGGUACACCAGGAAUCCGUAUCCAACACCCAAGGAGAAGAAGGAACUCGCCGAAGUUACCCACCUUACCGUGACCCAAGUGAGCAACUGGUUCAAAAAUCGCCGCCAAAGAGAUCGGGCUGCCGAUGCAAAAGAUCGAGAUCCAAGCGCCCCAAAAGACGAGUCCGACUUCUCGAGCACCGAAGAAGACGGGCCAUCAACCAGAAGACCACCCACGACUUCAGCCUCAAAACCCAUCGCCCCGGCCCUGUAUCCUGCAGGCUACUCGGCGCUACUGUACCCGGGUAUACUG
This is a messenger RNA of Mesorhabditis spiculigera, 777 nucleotides long. Lineage: Eukaryota; Metazoa; Nematoda; Chromadorea; Rhabditida; Rhabditidae. The record is from the annotation of a GenBank genome assembly.